CCAGUGAUGUCUCAUAGUCAUAUGAUCUAGACAACAUAAAUACGAGUCUGUAGCAGUGACAUUUCUGUGAAUUUGACUCUAUAAAACACAUUUUUCUACAUCUUUCGACACCGAUCAACGGCACAUUACAGCAAUGGCGGCAUUGGUUGGAGGUCCAUCCGCGGUGAAGCAAGCCACGGCCGAGGUGCAGAAGAUCUGCGAUGAGGUCAAACAUUAUGCCGAAGAGAAGGCAGGGAAGAAGUUUGCCGCUUUCAUUGCCAAAUCUUUCACCACUCAGGUCGUGGCCGGAACCAACUUCUUUAUCAAGGUAGAUGUAGGAGGCAAUGAAUUCGUUCAUCUGAGGGUUCACAAGUCUCUUCCUCACAGUGGAGAAAAACUCCAGCUGCACAGCAUCCAGACGAUGAAAACCCAACAGGAUCUUAUUGAAUACUUCUAAUACAUGCACACAGAUAAUAAAAUCCCAUACUGUAUUCAAAAUAAGUUGAUAUGUGUGACAUAUUCAAAUAAUGCUGUUGCAAAAGCUUUAUUCAUUUCUACACCAUCAGUCCAGUGCCUACUGUACGUAGAGGAGUUUUAUAAGACCAACACAUCUUUGUUUACUUUGACAAACAUUUUACUUUGUUGAAGUACUUUGUAAAUCAGCAUUCCAAAUCUGUUUUUUAGACAAUAAUGGAACUUCUAAAAUAAAGGGAAAUAAAUUUCAUAUUUCAAAUGGCAA
Onychostoma macrolepis is the source of this 718-nucleotide messenger RNA. RefSeq names its product cystatin 14b, tandem duplicate 1 (gene cst14b.1). Lineage: Eukaryota; Metazoa; Chordata; Actinopteri; Cypriniformes; Cyprinidae. The coding region runs from base 134 to 436 and encodes 100 amino acids. Gene Ontology annotation, cellular component: cytosol. The transcript is spliced from 3 exons. Gene Ontology annotation, molecular function: cysteine-type endopeptidase inhibitor activity. The record is from RefSeq and is a predicted model, not a curated record.